UCGUCCCACUUUUUACAUCCUUGAUUAAUUCGAAAAAAAACGAGUGACAUCGUGAUUCAAGUAGAAGAUUGCACAUUUUCACCAACAAUUGAUUUGACAAAAUAGUUUUUCCACACAGUAAUUAUAUAUUAGUAAUUAUAUAUCUACAAUGUUGUUUUCUAGUGAUUGUACAUUAGUUUAUUUAAUUAACAGCCAGGAUAAUGACGAAGUCAAGUCGAUUAUCACUACUACAUCUGUGCAUAAUGCAGUCGAUGAAAAAAAUAAUACAUUAUUACAUUAUGCAGCUGAAUAUGGAAAUCCAGAGAUUGUGCAGUUUCUUAUAGACUUAGGUAGCAAUGUUGACCCCAAAAAUAACCUUGGACAAACUCCAAUAGUUAAAAGCUUUCAAUCUGAUUUGCCAUGCAAAAAUGUCAUAAGCAUUUUGCUUAGAGCUGGGAGUGAUAUAAUGGAGCAGGACGUAAAUGGUUACAGUGCAUUUAGUUUUGUCAAUUGCAUUGAAUGGUUAAUGAAAGAUACUAGAAGGGUUGAGAUCCUAAAAGUGGUACUCGAAUAUCAAAAUUUGAUUUAUUACCUAAGCUGUUUCAAUGUGUUGAUUGAGGCAAAUAAAGAAGUCAUUAAGACAUUAGUGCAGACAAAUAUCGAUUUAUGCGUGCCUGAUAUUGACAGACAAUCUUUAGUUCACGUUCUUGCAAUGAACCCUCAUCCUCAUGUUACGGAGCAACUGCACGGUAAAAAUUUCGAUGUGGAUAUGCGUGAUAAUUUUGGACGGACGCCAUUGAUGUAUGCAGCAAUGAAUGGAAACGUCGGUGGUGUGAAGUUUUUACUCAAUGAAGGGGCUGACAUCGAAGCCAUCGAUUACGAUAACAUGACAGCUUUGUAUAUAGCCAUUAUCAGCAAAAUGAAGAAUGCCGAAGAAAAACUUGGGGCCAUUCAAGUUCUGCUGGGGCAUGGCGCAAAUUUACAAAUAAAAAUUGCUGGUGACAGCAGUAGAACAAUCUUUGAUGCAUUGUUAAAGGAUAAAAAAAACUUUGUAUUGGCGAAACUUAUGCUCGCUCAUUUAGCUUUGCAAGAGUUAGUCGGAACAUCUAUUCUCGAACUUAUUCGCAAUAAAAUCGAUUCCAAUAUUCGAUUCAAAUCUUACUUUGAAUAUUGCCAUCGACAGCUUUCUAUGACAAUCUACCCGUCGAUCACGUUGUUUGACUUACUUACACUGAGUUCAAAAAAAAUGGAGCAUUAUUUACGUAACAAGGAAUUCAAGGCUUUGUUGAACAAUUACGAGACGACAAUUGAUUAUUUCAACAAUAUACUAUACAAGAGGGUAGAAAAAGCUAGUCGAAUGGUUGAGCUGAAGAAAGCAGCAGCUAAGAAUUGUUCUACACUGAUGAAGUUCGAGUAUGAUAAUUAUCCUUUCAUCGCUGAUCAAAUAGUUGAUUAUUUAGAGGAGCGAGAUAUUGAGUGCUUAAAACUUAUUACUUCAAAAUAA
Phymastichus coffea is the source of this 1483-nucleotide messenger RNA. RefSeq names its product E3 ubiquitin-protein ligase MIB2-like. The transcript is spliced from 2 exons. Lineage: Eukaryota; Metazoa; Arthropoda; Insecta; Hymenoptera; Eulophidae. Gene Ontology annotation, molecular function: protein binding. The coding region runs from base 149 to 1483 and encodes 444 amino acids. The record is from RefSeq and is a predicted model, not a curated record.